UGUCUGUAAAGAGUGACCAUUCAAAGGGAGAUGGAUCAGACGUCAAUGAGAAAAGACCAUCACCUGCCAAAAGUAACAAAGGACAUAAGACCACAGUUAAUAUUGGUGCUGAAAUUAAACGGUGGGAAGCUCUGAAAGCACAGAAGGGAUUGAAGAGUGAUGUGGAACUGGCAACUUUUCUUCUCAACAGGGUUCAGUUUGAGAAAUCGGACUCAAACUACAAGAAUUACAGCAACCGCAAGAAUUUCAGAGAAAAUCUCCUCUGGAUCUUCAAGGAUCUUGAGAAAAAAAUAACUGCAUUUCUGAAGAAUGAGCUGCAAAAGUUUAAAAAAAUAUUAAAUAGAGAGAAUACACAGUACUUUGUGCAGGACUUUAUAGAGGAGAUGCGUGAUAUCAAAGAAGCAACUCUUGAUAUCACACUCUUCUUCCUAAAAGAUUUGAAUCAAUGUGAGGCUGCAGAUGCACUACAAGAUGAGCUGGUCCUCAUUCAUCAGCGACCACUAAAAUCAAACCUGAAGAAGAAAUAUCAAUCUGUAUCUGAAGGAAUUGCAAAGCAUGGUGACUCCAAGCUUCUGAAGAACAUCUACACAGAUCUCUGUAUGACUCUGAGUGUUAGUAAACAAGUCAAUAUCCAACAUGAAGUAAGACAAGUUCAAGCUGCUGAUAGGCGACAUCAAUCACUUCAAGUUGAUUCCACUUCCAAAGAGAUUCCAGUUGAAUGCAAAAAUUUGUUUGAAGCACCUGAACAAGACAAGGAGAUCAGAACUGUACUGACAACAGGAGUUGCUGGCAUCGGAAAAUCAAUCUCUGUGCAAAAGUUUAUUGUGGAUUGGGCUGACGGUAAAGAAAAUCAGGACAUUACUUUCAUAUUUCCUCUUGUAUUUCGAGAAAUUAACUUAAAGGAGAAAGAAACACAAAGCUUGACAAGACUUAUAAGUCAGUUUUUCCCAGAGAUAAAAGGACUAAACCUUGCAAGAAAUUAUAAAUUUAAAUUACUGUUCAUCCUUGAUGGUUUGGAUGAAUGUCGUCUUCCUCUAAACUUUGAGGGUAAUGAGAUUUGUCGUGAUGUAACAUCACAAGUCUCUCUGGAUGUUCUCCUCACAAACCUGAUCAAGGGAAAUCUGCUUCCUUCUGCUCUCAUCUGGAUCACCACCAGACCAGCAGCUGUCAGCAAGAUUCCUCCUGACUGUAUCGACCGCGUGACAGAGAUACGAGGAUUCAAUGAUGCACAAAAGGAGGAGUACUUCAGAAAAAGAUUCACAGAUGCGGAUCUGGCCAGUGAAAUUAUUGAUCAUGUUAAACAAUCAAAGAGUCUUUUUAUCAUGUAA
This is a messenger RNA of Carassius auratus (goldfish), 1328 nucleotides long. Its product is annotated as NLR family CARD domain-containing protein 3-like. Bases 384 to 1328 code for a protein of 314 amino acids. The record is from RefSeq and is a predicted model, not a curated record. The transcript is spliced from 5 exons. Lineage: Eukaryota; Metazoa; Chordata; Actinopteri; Cypriniformes; Cyprinidae.